Messenger RNA from Dovyalis caffra, 1368 nucleotides. NCBI's taxonomy places the organism in Eukaryota, Viridiplantae, Streptophyta, Magnoliopsida, Malpighiales, Salicaceae. The record is from the annotation of a GenBank genome assembly.
AUGGGUGACAAGGAUUUAAGAAGCACUUCAAAGGAAAUUGAAAAUCCGUGCGAAGACCUUGUGAUUGAUGUUCCAGAUGACUUGCAAACUACCUUGCGGCCAGAGAUAUGUAUCUGCCAUGUUCCUGUAAACUUGCGCCGAUUGAAUGAAGAUGCCUAUACCCCCCGGCAAAUUUCUAUAGGCCCUAUUCACCACGAGAAGGAAAAUCUGAAAGGUAUGGAAACACAGAAACGAAGAUAUUUCAAAGAAUUCUGUAACAGACUGCCUAAGGAAAAACUGAAAAUGUUUCGGAAGGACCUUGAGAGCGCCGUUAAAGGUUGUGAAGUUCGCAUCCGCAAUUAUUAUCAAGAUGAGGCAUUUAAAAAUUUCAAGGAUCCAAAAGUGUUUCCGAAUAUGAUUCCGAAUAUGAUUCUAUGGGAUGCUGUAUUCAUCUUUGAGCUCUUCUUGAAGACUAGAGAAUAUAAGCGAGAUCAAAACAGAUCUCAACACAAAUACAAGUACGAUUUUAUAUUAGGUAAACCCUGGCUGACAGCUGCUAUUCAACGGGACCUGAUAUUGCUUGAAAACCAGCUACCGUUCUCAAUUCUUGAUGAAUUAUAUAGGGUUGCUGCCAAGCACGUACACAUUGAAGCCGAUUGCUCUUCUUUCCUGAAACUUUCUUGCCAGUACUUCGAAAACUAUAAAAAGCGCAGAUCCGACCCUAAUGAUACAUUACAUUUCACUGAUUUGGUAAGAUUUUUUUGGUCCUGCAAACACCCAGAGCCAAAUUCUGUCAAAACAAUUAAAAAUCUUUAUAGAGCAACUAGGCUGCACCAGGCAGGAUUGAAGCUCAAGCCAUUACAAAAUCAAUGCUUGCUCGACAUAACAUUAAGGAAAGGUGAGUUGCACGUUCCAUGCUUUGAGAUUGAGGAUAAUACUGAAUGUAUCUUACGAAACCUUAUGGCGCUGGAGCAGUGUUAUUAUCCUGAUGAAGCGUACAUCUGCCAUUAUGUUAAAUUUUUGGAUUUUCUUGUGGACGUCGGUGAAGAUGCAGAUUUGCUUAUUAAAAGUGAAGUUAUUGUUAAUAGGCUUGGAGAAAGUGCUGCUGUGGCUGAGCUGCUUAACAAACUUUGCCUAGAAAUUGUAGAAGUUUCUUCAUGUUAUUACGAUCUCGCCACAAAGUUGAAUGCUCACUCUGAUAGCUGCUGGAACCAAUGUUGGGCCUACUUCAGAAGAACGUAUUUCAAGAAUGUUUGGAUAGGCACUGGAACUGUUGUUGGAUUUAUCGUCCUGUUCAUCACUUUGUUUAAGUUUAUUCAAUCCUUUACUCGGUCCUCUCAAGGUUCUAUUGCUUCAGUGACGUCAGUAGAAUUCCCUUUUUCUAUGUAG